Harpia harpyja (harpy eagle) is the source of this 973-nucleotide messenger RNA. It is a transcript of the gene C8H21orf140, whose product is annotated as chromosome 8 C21orf140 homolog. The record is from RefSeq and is a predicted model, not a curated record. NCBI's taxonomy places the organism in Eukaryota, Metazoa, Chordata, Aves, Accipitriformes, Accipitridae.
CAUCCUUCAUGAGCCUUGAGACACCAACAUGCAGUGCUUCACAAAUCUGCUCCUCAGGCACGUAAUUUGCAGCGGCUGCUUUGAUACUGCUUCAAAGAGGCAGUGCCUACAGUAUCUAAGAGCUCUGAGGACUCUGCAUCUUAAUGGUUUCAACACCAUUUUUUUAGGGGAAACAGAUAUUCCAGAGAGUCUUAUAUCAGGAGAAAAAAUAGCCGAGGAGGCCAGCCUGUGCUGGCUGGUAUGCACACUUGUUCACACUGGCAGCUGCCAAGGGUGGGUGCCCUGGAGGUACAAACUGCAAUUAAGAGGUGAACUGCCCAUCCAUCAGCAGAAUGGUGUCUUUCAGGAGUUGUGUGAAUCUUUGAGCAUGUUCUAUGGGAAGUGCAUAAUUGUGACGAGGGAUAAAACACAGCUGAUGCGUGGGGGGCAAAAGAUGGCAAGAGCCAGAGACAGGAACUCUGCUGCAGUACCACCAGUGAUCUAUGUGUCCAGCACUGAGUGCUGCCCUGAAGUUGCUAGAGCCAAUGGCCAUGAGUUUCUUGUUGUGCCUUCAUCUUACAAGUAUCUCUAUCCUAUGGAUGCCAUCUGGUCUUCUUUGAAAUGGUUUUUAAUUAUAAACAACAGGAAGGACUUUGCCCUGAGGUCUAUUGAGAGGACCCACUCCUAUAGGUGUAUCCUCUUCGGUGACAUGAUUGUUAAAGGAAUAGAGAAGAUGACCCCAAACAAAUGGAAGGUAGCAAUUAACAGAGUGAAGAGAUGGGAGAACUACUACCUUGACACACUUUCUUAAACAGUUCUUCCUGCAGUCAGGCUUCAAAUGUGUUUUGAUUGGUGUUGAAUGAGUUACCCUGCUUCAGCUCUGCUGAGCCCUUUCCUUCAAAGGUUGUAAACCUAAAAAACCAUGUCAAUAGCACUAAUAAAAGAGAUAAUUUUAAACCCAAAUCUUUCAUUUUAGCUGUAUUCCAGACUAGGU